Fusarium oxysporum Fo47 is the source of this 4288-nucleotide messenger RNA. Its product is annotated as RecQ family ATP-dependent DNA helicase. Gene Ontology annotation, biological process: DNA replication; double-strand break repair via homologous recombination. NCBI's taxonomy places the organism in Eukaryota, Fungi, Ascomycota, Sordariomycetes, Hypocreales, Nectriaceae. The coding region runs from base 119 to 4288 and encodes 1389 amino acids. The transcript has 7 exons. Gene Ontology annotation, molecular function: ATP binding; nucleic acid binding; 3'-5' DNA helicase activity. The record is from RefSeq and is a predicted model, not a curated record. Gene Ontology annotation, cellular component: cytoplasm; RecQ family helicase-topoisomerase III complex; chromosome.
CCCUGCGACACUAUCUUAUCUCAACGCUCCGGCCCAAGACGAAGCAAAUUUGAAGAUUUUCUUUUUCUUUUUUUGAAAAGCGUGACUAGUAGACGCUCGACAUGGACGUGUCGGCUUCAUGACACCAUGGCCCGCCUCAAGUCGAGCCCCGGCUUCGGCUGUGGUCCGAACCCUUCGUACGAGCAGCCCCGAUUUCCCCGACCUCAACGCCGAUGGUCUGGAGUACUUAGACUUAACCAACGAUGUCUCUGAAUCCUCUGACCCGCUACCGUUCAACUGCGAUGCGAAACUCUGCCGCGAAGAUUACGCAUCUCGACCCAAUCUAGUGGCCUCGAGCGGUAGAAAGAGAAAGAGCAGUGAAAUCAGUGAGGAAGAGUUCAGCGUCCUGGGCACUGGUACCUGUUCCCCCACCCCGAGCUCUGGGAAUCCAUCCGGAACACGUCGAAGCGACGGAUCUCGCGGCAGUCGAACACGCCGAACCCGCGAUGGCUUCAAAAACCAUCUGUCAACCGAAAUUUCACCCAUCAGUGAGGAGGGCGAAGUUGAAAUACUAUCGCCCUCAAGAUAUGUACACAGCCCGCUUGCUCAUGAGCAAUCCCCUCGGAAAGCGUUACCUGUCAUCGACACUCAACAUCCCUCGAAGGGAGCAACAAGCCCUUUGGAGGAGUCCGCUGUUAAUUCUGAAGCUUCCAAUUCAGUCCGUCAGACCAGCUCGCUUCCUCCUCGAAUGGAGGAUGACAGGGAUGAGUCAUUCAUUCCUGACUCCGAUGGAGAAUCUUUGAUGCCCCCUUCCCAUAAUAGCUCAAUCGCCAUCUUGAAAGUCUCCAAGGACAAACCAGCAAAGAUUUGUACUCAUACAGCGCCAACAGCUAUGCCUGCAGUCCAGCCAGGCUUUGCUUCGCUCUCCCAGCGCCUCAUUACUCCAGGAAUAGCCGCCCCUAGAGUGCGCGCCAUCGCAUCAAACAGCUCGCAGACCGCCAAGGCUACCACUGAAGAUUCUUUCAAUGAACAUCCUAGUAAAACCCUUCCCGAAUCAAGUCAAACAUCGUUUCUUCUGAAUCAGUUGAGUUCCCAACCAUCGACCUUGACUAAAUGGAAGCGAUUUAACGAGCGCUUGCCGAAGGAGAAGCGAAGUGAGGUUAAGUCAGAAAAAGAGCGAUUGUUACGACAACAGAAGGCCUUCAAACAACUCACUGCCCCAACGGAUGAGGCACUUUGUAGGAAACGCGAAGAGCUUACCCAAGUCAUUACUCAAGCCUACGCCCAAGGCCUUGACACGGAUGAGGACGAAGUUCGACUUGAUGACCUCAUCGAUGAAAUCCAAGCGGUGGAGCAUGCCCUGCUCAAAACAAUCGAUGGCACUGGGCUAGAUGCAGCUGACUUCCUUGGGACUGUCCAGAAACCAACGCAUGGUCGCCCUCCUACAUCAGUCAUUGUGAAGGGCACUCAACCAAUGUUUCAAAAGAGUGCCAACAUGUCUAUGAUGCCCAAUGUUGCCACACUAGCAAGCGAGAUGGGUACGCGAGUGGCUCAUGAGACUCAGCUGCCCAAGGCUUCUGAGAACCGGCAGUACCCAGCAACAUCGAGGAUUGAGGCCUCGCAAAGGAGGAGUGUUAUCUCCCAGGGAAACAACACUGUUGGGACUCCUCUUUUCCCGAAAGACACCGCAAAACCCUCAAAUGCACCUUAUCAAUCAAGACCGGCGACGAGACCAUCAAUGGUGGAUCCCAUGCCUGUGGAUGCAGAAUUUGGUGUCGGUGACGACCGCUUCUCUGAUUUGGAUGGACUUCAGCUCCAGCCAGUGCUCAAAGCUGCAAGAAACUUGGUACCAGGCAGUCGAAGUCCGCCUCAAGCGACACAUCGUCGCCCUAGCGAUGAAUUCAGUGACUUCAGCGACGACGGGGAGAUGCUUGCUUUUGUACAGGAUUAUGAGACCCGUCAGCCCCACGUUCCCAUCUCGCAAGACUUUAGAGAAGUCUUCUCGGAGACAACUGUUAAUGCUGGAGCUGUUGUAAAGCCUCAAACCUCGUCAAAGGAGCUAUUGACGUCAGUAGCGCCAGAGUCAAUCCCUGCCGAGCCGAUGAAACAUCCGUGGUCACCUGAAGUUCAAAGGAUGCUCAAAGACCGGUUCAGAAUGGCAGGAUUCCGCCAUAAUCAGCUUGAGGCUAUUAAUGUAACAUUGGGAGGUAAAGAUGCCUUCGUCCUUAGGCCAACGGGUGGCGGCAAGUCUUUAUGCUACCAAUUACCUGCCGUUAUCAAAACUGGCAAGACUCAGGGUAUCACCAUUGUGGUGUCGCCCUUGCUCAGUUUGAUGCAAGAUCAAGUUGACCACAUGAAAGCUCUAGGCAUUCAGGCUGUCGCUUUCGAUGGCGAAUACUCUGCUGAAUAUAAGAGACAGGUUAUGACUGCUUUCGAGAAGAGAAGCCCAGAGGACUACAUUGAGCUCCUGUAUGUUACCCCCGAAAUGGUGAGCAAGAACACUACCUUCAACAAUGGGCUGCGAACCCUGCAUCACAAAGGUAAACUUUCACGCAUCAUCAUUGAUGAGGCUCACUGCGUCAGUCAAUGGGGCCCUGAUUUCCGGCCAGACUACAAAACUUUGGGCGAAGUCCGCCAGAGAUAUCCUGGAGUGCCGGUCAUGGCUCUCACAGCCACCGCGACACAGAACGUCAUCGUCGACAUCAGGCACAAUCUCGGAAUGGACAACUGUCAAACGUUCUCACAAAGCUUCAAUCGUCCAAACCUACACUACGAGGUUCGCGGAAAGACAACGAAUGCCAAAUGUAUGGACGAGAUCGCGUCGCUGAUCAAGUCCAAAUAUGCGAAUCAGAGUGGGAUUGUCUACACGGUCACACGAAAGAACACAGAAAAAGUUGCGGAGAGUCUUUCGAUCCAAGGAAUCACCGCCAGGCACUACCACGCAGGCCUCGACCCCAAGGAGAAGGUUGAGGUACAAACUGCCUGGCAGCAGGGCCAGGUCAAGAUUGUCGUUGCAACAAUUGCGUUCGGCAUGGGCAUCGACAAGCCAGACGUGAGGUUUGUCAUACACCACGGACUUCCAAAAACCUUGGAAGGAUACUAUCAGGAGACGGGUCGCGCAGGCAGAGACGGAGACCCCUCCGAUCGCAUUCUUUUCUAUGGCAAGCAGGAUCCAAGGAUCCUGAAGAAGUUGAUCGCUGAUGAUGUCUAUGCUCAACCGUGUCACGCAUUUUGUGACAACAAGUCUGAUUGCCGACGGGUUGAAAUUCUUCGCUAUUUUGGCGAGGAUUUUACUGCAGCGCAGUGCCGCAAGACUUGCGACAAUUGCAAAGCUGGUUUGAUCUUUGAGCAGCGAGAGUUUUCUGAGUAUGCCAUAGCGGCCAUCCGGGUUGUUCAGGCGCAGAGGCGAAUUACAGCGGUGCAAUGCGCCGACAUCCUCAUGGGGAGGAAGUAUCCCCCCUAUGAGGCACGUCACUCAGAUGACUGGUAUGGAAUGGCAAAGAGCCAUAAGAAGCAUGAGCUUGCAUUUCAUGAGAACAACCAAGUCGGAAAUCAUGGCAUGGUAAUCCAGUAUCUGAAACUCGGAGCGACAUACCGCCUGUUUCUCUCAGGGCAACGGAAGCUCAUGUUAUCGAUUCAAGUACCGGAAGAGGGCAUGACUAACAAGCUUUCCAAGCCCCGAUCGAAGCAAGCCAUCAAGAAGCCAAAGGGUCAGGAUGUGACCGCCAUGACGUCGCCAUAUGUGUCUUUACCUGCUGGACGACGGAGAAAGAAAUCUCGUACUGUGAAAAGCGACGAUGAGAAUGGCGUCAUGACUUUGAACGACUAUGCGAAUGAUGGGUUCAUCGUAAAUGAUAACGAGGAUGAAGAGGCCUUUGAAGAGCUGCCUGACCACCAACCACUGAAGCCGCCCUCGCGAUCGCCUGGGCUUCCAAUACCCAUCAGUGCCGAGUUGGAGGACUUGAACGAAAUACAACGGGAUAUUGUCGACGGUUUCGUCCAGGAAGCAAAGAAGGAGCUCCAGGUGAUGGCUAUACGGUGGACAAUUUCUCUAAACAAGAUGUCUAAGAUUCCAGGCAUCCAACUUGACAAAGUCAUGAUUCAUGGACCAGAGAUCCUACGUAUCUUGCGAAGAUACUACAACGGCUACCGUGAGGUCAUGGAUCCCAAGUGCUCUGGAAGUAACGACCAGGAGAUUGUGGAUCUGCUAAGUUCAGAUGCCGAGAUGGGUGAGGAUGCCUACGAGGAGGAGGAUGGGGAGGAUUCUCCUUAUUUCAACACCACCAGGCACGCCGAUAUUCGGGCCUAG